UGCAUGUUUUGUUUUCAAAAGAAAAAAUUGUUUUUUGAUUUGAAAAAUUUUACAGUGUGUGUUUUAAGAAAACUUACCGUUUUGACAUAAUUCAGAAGAAUUUACCGAAGAAUUUUGAAGUUUUCCGUUUUCAUUUUCGUUUUUUCUGUUUUUAAAACAAUGUCGAAUUCAUGUUUUAAUGGUGAUUUUCGUCAAAAACCUAAACAAAGUUUAGGUGGUGUUAAUCGUAAUCUAAAACGUGAACAACUUAUACAACAAGCAGCACAAGAACGUAAACAACGUGAAGAAUUUCGUAAACAUACAUUGAUUGCAAUAAAAUUACAAUCACAGAUACGAAAAUAUUUAACCUGUAAAAAUUGGUAUGAAUCUUUGCGUGCGGAUUUCGAUGCCAAACGAUCACAAUUGGGUGAUGAUUUUUUCAUUAAUAACAAUAAUAAUAAUAAUGGCGAUUUACAUAAACAUUCGAUUCGUUUAUAUGAUGAUAUACAUUAUCUUGCCAUUCGUUUUAUUCGAUUCUAUUCAUAUUCAAUGGAUAAAGAAAGAUUGAUUUUCAUCAAUAAAUUAUUGUUACAAAAUCAAAGAAUAAUUUUAUCACAACAACAACAACUACAUUGGUUAAAAUAUAUUUUCGUCUAUAAUUCAUCAGCAAUGGCAAAUUUAUUGGAUUAUUUUCCAAAUAAUAAUCUUGAUGAAUUUAAAUUAAUAUUGAACAUAUUUCAAUUGUAUUUGAAUGAAAAUAAAUUAAAUUCAAGAUUAAUGGAACAAAUAUGGUCAUAUCUGAUUCGAAAUGAUUAUAUAAAAAAUCUUCGUUGUAUAUUAUAUCGUAUACGUACUAUUGAAUCGAUUGGUGAUCAAUUUUUUAAUAAUGUUUAUACCGUACUACUUAAACAUUUGUUAUCCAUUGAAGAUUUGAAUGAAACAAAUCAAUCAAUAUUGAUUGAAUAUUUUCUAAGUCAAUUUUUAUCCGGUUUAAAUGAUUUUAAAUUAUUGAAUGAAUUAUUACAAACAAUUUGUCAAAAUCGUCCACCAUUAUUAACUAUUGAAAAUAUUAUACAAUCAUUUACGAAUUUGGAUUCAGAAUCAAUACUCAUUGAACAAUAUUUGAUUAUAUUUUAUUCGGUUAUCAAAUUAAUCAUACAACCAUUACAUUAUCAAAUGAAAUUUUCAAAUCAAUCAUCAUCACUGAAUCAUCAUCAAUUGAUACAAAAUUAUCUGAAUAUAUUGCGUUUAUUUUCGUUACGUUUAUUUGGACAUUUUCGUACAAAACCAAGUUUUAAUUAUAUUUAUAAACGUGGUCUUUCGGUUGAUCAUCAUCAUCAUAAUGAAUCAUCGGAUUGUAUGGAAAUUCAAGAUAAUAACGAUAAUGAUGAUGAUGAUUUUGAUGAUGAUGAAGAUCUGGAUUAUAUGGAUUCAGUACAGAGGAAAACACCCGAAGAUGAACGAUUAUUAUUUUAUGUUAAACAAAUAUUUUCCCUACUAAACACUACUGAAAAUUGUAAUAUAAUUAUUCGUUUUAUUGAUAAUCAUUUGGCCAAUAUUGAUAAUGAUAAUAAUGAUAAUGAUGAUGAUUCAAUGGUGGUGGUUAAAAUUGCACUUGUUUCAUUAUCAAGUGUUAGUCAUUUGAUGUUGUUUUUCUAUCCAAAUGCAAUUCAUCAUAAUAGAUUGCUACAUACAUUAGCAUUUAAUUCAAAUUUUUUGAAAAAAUUAUGGAAUUUUGUUUUAAAUGAAUGUGGUACUGUAAUGCCAUUUACUGAAUCAAUACCAUCAACAUAUAUACAGAUAUUAUCACGUGGUCUAUUGAAUUCAUCAUUUGAUUGGCCACAAUUUAUACCACAUUUAACAAUAUUUUGUGCAUUAUUUAAUUAUUUUCUACAAACAUUAGAUGAUGUUGAAUUUUUUAAUGAAUAUCUUCGUAAUAAUGUUGAUAAUGGUAGUUUAGAAAAUAAUAUAAUAUCUGUUUAUAAUUAUAGUGUAUUACCAUUUAAACUUGAUGAAAUUAUCGCGAUGAGUUCAAUAUUACGUGAUGCUGGUAUUUCAUUAAUAGAAUUAGCCUAUCAAGAUAGACGUAUUAUUAAUUAUAAAAUCAAUUUAUUUGGAUUUGGUGUUGAAGAAACUAUCCAAGAUGAAUUUAGUAUAAAUUGUUGGAGUUUAUUAUUACGAAAUCUAUUACGAUUACUACGACAUAUUUAUGGUCGUGAUAUAAGACAGAAAUUCUGUCCGGAAAAUCAUUGGAUAUCGAAACGUACAUGUAUAAGUAUUUUGCCACAGAAUUUUAAUAUUGCCAUCAAACAACGACGUCGGUUAUAUCAAGAAUUUCGUGGAAUUAAACAUAUGAAUCGUGAUGAAAUUAUUCAACACGGGUCACCAAUUUCAGUGAAAGAUGUAAUCAAUGUAACAUUGAUACAGGAAUUACCGUUUGUAGCAUCAUUUUGUGAUCGUGUAAAAAUAAUGCAAUCCCUGAUCACUUAUGAUAAACAAAAUCAUGAAACAAAUUUUUAUGAAGUUAUUCAUGGUCGUACUGUAACCAUACGACGAAAUUAUGUUUAUGAAGAUUCGUUUGAAAAAUUAUCACCAACAUUGUUUCCAUCGAUGAAAAAAAUCAUUCGUGUACAAUUAGUUUCGGCACUUGGUCUGGAAGAAACCGGUGUUGAUGGUGGUGGUGUUUUUCGUGAAUUUUUAGCCGAAGCAUUGAAAUCAGCAUUCGAUCCUAAUCGUGGCCUAUUCAAACUUACACAAGAUGGUUUUCUUUAUCCAAAUCCAUCGGCACAAAUUCUAUAUGAUAAUAGUGAUAGUCAUUAUUAUUUUAUUGGUCGGUUGUUGGGUAAAGCUAUCUAUGAACAUAUGCUUAUUGAAUUACCAUUUGCACCAUUUUUUUUGGCCAAAAUCCUUACGGUUAAUUCGGAUAUUGAAAUCAAUCAUCUAGCAUCAUUGGAUCCUGUUUUAUAUAAAAAUUUAAUAUCAUUAAAAAAUUAUAUCGGUGAUGUUUCCGAUUUAGGAUUGGAUUUUACAGCAGUACAAUCUGAUUUUGGUACAAAUAAAAUUGAAGAAUUAAAACCAAAUGGUACAAAUAUUACUGUUACGAAUCAAAAUCGUAUUGAAUAUAUUCAUCUUAUGGCUGAUUAUAAAUUAAAUAAACAGAUUCGUGGACAAUGUGCUGCAUUCAAAAAAGGUUUCUAUAAUGUUGUCAAUUUUGAUUGGAUCAAAAUGUUUGAUACAAAAGAAUUGCAGAUAUUAAUAUCGGGUGCACCAACACCGAUCGAUAUUGAUGAUUUAUGGCAACAUACUGUUUAUACGGGUAAUUAUAAUUCAGAUCAUCAAGUUAUACAAAAUUUUUGGGAAGUAUUACGUGAAUUUGAAGAAAAUGAUAAACGUAAAUUUUUAAAAUUUGUUACAUCAUGUUCAAGACCACCAUUAUUAGGUUUUAAAGAUUUAUGUCCAGCAUUUUGUAUACAGAAUGCAGGUCCUGAUCCGGAACGUUUGCCAACAUCAUCAACAUGUAUGAAUUUAUUAAAAUUACCCGAAAUAUAUGAUAAAAAAUCGUUGAAAGAAAAACUUGUUUAUGCUAUUAAUUCGGGAUCCGGUUUUGAAUUAAGUUGAACAAAAUUUUACUUCCAUUACUUCUUCCAAUAUACUGAAUAAUAAUAACAUUUUAAUUUGUUUCGUUUUCA
Molecule: messenger RNA, 3668 nt
Organism: Dermatophagoides pteronyssinus (European house dust mite)
Lineage: Eukaryota; Metazoa; Arthropoda; Arachnida; Sarcoptiformes; Pyroglyphidae
Product: ubiquitin-protein ligase E3C
Biological process (GO): protein polyubiquitination; ubiquitin-dependent protein catabolic process
Molecular function (GO): ubiquitin protein ligase activity
Source: RefSeq, a predicted model, not a curated record